Messenger RNA from Gongylonema pulchrum, 222 nucleotides. NCBI's taxonomy places the organism in Eukaryota, Metazoa, Nematoda, Chromadorea, Rhabditida, Gongylonematidae. The record is from the annotation of a GenBank genome assembly.
AUGAUCGCAUGGACUCGCCCGUCAAUGAACAAUAAUGCAAAUACUGGCGAUUAUGGUGCAAGCGCGUAUGGUUCAAGUGGCUACGGUUAUGGUUCAGGUGGAUACGGCUACGGUUUAGGUGGAUAUGGCGCGGGUGGAUAUGGACUGAGUGGCUAUGCUCCAGGCGGAUACGGUUAUGGGGGAUACGGUAUAGCUGGAUAUUAUUAUCGUCGUCGGCGUUGA